CUCUGAGGAUCGCAGCUGAAGCGGGAGGAGUAUCUGCUGUCCGAUCGCUUGCCCAUAUGGGACUUCUCGGACUCCUAAAAGAGGGCCACCAUAUAACCCACGUCUAUCCCGAAAUGACUCCGACAGGAAUAAGCACUCUUCUGGGUAGCGGGCUUUUCUUCGUCGACGCCCGCGACAAACAGGGCCAAACUCCCCUCCUUAUGGCCGCCUGUUCAUAUAAUUUGGAUGCGGUCCGCUGCUUGCUCGCCUAUGGCGCACAACCGAACUCCAGAGACCUGGCCGAUAGCACACCACUUACCGAAGCCGCCAAGCGCAAUUUGGUUGAAAUAGUCCGAGUGUUACUCCAGGAUCAAAGGACAAGGGUCAAUCAGGCGGAUUGGGCCGGUUGUACAGCUCUCUAUUGGGCUGCUAGGGAGGGCUGUUUGGAGACCACAGCCGCACUGUUGGGGGACCACCGAACCGAUAUUAAUCUUGCGACUUGGUCGGUUAGUAUUCAGGAGAACUGCAACACUCCCCUCAAGAUUGCUAGGGAACAGGGCCACAGUGAAGUGGUAAAAUUGUUGCUGGCAAGGCCCGAUAUUAUUGACGGAGAGAGGCCCGG
Messenger RNA from Tuber aestivum (summer truffle), 601 nucleotides. The record is from the annotation of a GenBank genome assembly. Lineage: Eukaryota; Fungi; Ascomycota; Pezizomycetes; Pezizales; Tuberaceae.